UGUGUACAGUAAAGUGAAUACAAUUUGAGUGGCAGUUUGAUAACAGACUAAAGAAAAACUGUUUCUCAUUUUCUACUGAAGAGAAUGCUGAGCCGAUACGAUUUCGCAACAUGCUCCUUGACUUUUUGCAUAACAUAUAUAGUUUGAGGAUGGUAACUGUACCCUUGAGAUUGUUUUGAUUUCCCUGACAACUUAGGGACGCCAACGUUGGAGUUGAGAGAUGUUGAGCCCGCCAUUACCAGAGAUAUUUACUAAAGUGAGCCUAAAGAUUGAUCACGCCACCAUGAAGCGUUUAAAACUAAGCACACUUGAAGGAAAAUCAGUGACCGUUGAACAGAAAGAUUGCUAUUUUGUUGCCAGCGGGUCAUUUAAGAAAGUUGAAGAUAUUUUUAUGAUGUGUAAAACUGAACAAACUCCACAUGAUAAAUAUGCAGUUUCGAAAAGCUACGCCUCAGCAGGUCUGAGACCAGCCCAAAGUGGCUCCUUUACACAAAUUGAACCAGUUGAGGUUGAUGAAACUGUCCUAAAUUACAUCAUAGAAAAAAAAUCCAUGGAGCUUGACAAACUAAAAAGGAAUGCAGUCUCCAUAAAUCUAAAUAAAAGGCAUGUGACCUUUUCGUCCCUGACUGGCGAGACAAUUCAUGCUCAAUUUGCGCGAGAACAGUUUAUAACAUUAUAUCAAAAGACUGCAACAGGGCUGCAAACGAGGACAUACAAUGUAGAUCCAGAAAAUAUGAAGCGUUUGAGGGCAGAGUUCCCAGAUCUCCUAGUCAACACCAGUAAAUAUAAAAAGGGAGUGACAUUGACUGGCAGCUUCAUUAGUCUUGAAAGAUGUGAGGCAUUUUUGAACGGCACUGCAAAAAGGUCAUGGCAGCACCAAACACUGAAUAAAACAAAACACUAUGACACACCUUACAAGCAACCUGAAGCGCAAGAGAACACGAUAGACCAAGCCAUAGAGGAGACGUGCCCGAUAUGUUUGGAUACAAUCAAUAAGCUUGAAUGUAAAGUCUUGCCUAAAUGCAAGCACUGCUUUUGUAAAGACUGCUUGAAACGAGCUUUCCAGUUGAAAUCAGCUUGUCCGAUUUGUGGUGAGAUAUAUGGCGAUCUAACUGGAACACAACCAAAAAGUGGGACCAUGUCUGUCACAAAGGAUAACUCCUCUUUGCCUGGAUAUGAGAAAUAUGGAACAAUCGUAAUAAACUACUAUUUACCAAGUGGAUUACAGGGGGCUGAGCACCCAAACCCAGGCAAGACUUACCAGGGUGCCUCCCGCAUAGCUUACCUCCCAGAUUCAACAGAGGGGAGAAAAGUACUGAAGCUUCUGGAGAGGGCGUUUAACCAGCGACUCACUUUCACCAUUGGAUGCUCAUCUACUACUGGAAUGAACAAUGUUGUGACCUGGAAUGACAUUCACCAUAAGACAUCGCGUUCUGGGGGACCAACGCAUUAUGGUUAUCCAGAUCCAGACUACCUGAAACGAGUACAAGAGGAGCUAAAAGCGAAGGGAAUUUACUGACCCUUAUAAAUAUAUAUAUAUAUAUAUAUAUAUAUAUAUAUAUAUAUAUAUAUAUUUUACAGGCUUUGUUAUUGCUACUGUCACAAAGCUUACUAUUGUCAGAGAAACAGAAAACAUAUUACCCAAUCCAAUCAGUCAUAACCAGAAGCCAUAAAAAAUAAGGACAAGAACAGUAUAAGUAUUAUUGCAGUCUAAUGAUUACCAGUCACAGUAUGCCAUAUUUUAAUAGUGAAACGACGGACAAUGACACUUGUUACAUAUACUACUGAGCUAAUAUAACGUGUGUGCUCUAAACUGUAAACUGAGUUUUAUGUCAAUGUGAUGGGACCACAUCUUCAGAAACAGAUACAAUUUUACAAUAGUUACAAUAUUAUAUAUAUAUAUACUGUAUAUACUCAGCAUGCCCUGGAUUCGAACUCACGAAAUCUAGGGGUGGUAGUUAUUGUCUUUAAGCACUGAGCUACCCAGGCCCCUGCCCUGUUGUUCUUGGAGUAUAACAUUUAUAUUACCUAUUGACACACUAAUGCUGAAGAUUAAAUGACCAUCUUAAGACAAAUGCAUUUGUGAAACAUCUAAUGUGCCUAAAACAUUUGCACAGUACUAAUAUACAUAUAUAUAUACACACACACACACACACACACACAACCGGUCAAAACUUUGAAAUGAAAUGUUUCUCAUGGUCUUAAAAAUCUUUUGAUCUGAAGGCAUAUGCUUAAAUGUUUGAAAUUAGUUUUGUAGCCAAAUAUAAUUGUGCCACCAUUAUUAAUUUAUUUCAUUAUAAAACUAAAAUGUAAGUUUUUGAAAUUGAUGACUUGGACCAAAUAAUAAAGAAAAGUAGCCAAUAAGUGUCCAACAUAGAUGGGAACUCCUUCAACACUGUUUAAAAAGCAGUGAUUCCUCAAGAAGUUGGUUGAGAAAAUGUCAAGAUUACAUUUCUGCAAAUUCUAGACAAAGUGUGAUUACUUUGAAGAUGCUAAAAUAUAACAGUUUUUAUUUAUUUUGGAUUUUGUUUAGUCACAACAUAAUUCCCAUAAUUCCAUUUAUGUUAUUUCAUAGUUUUGAUGACUUUACUAUUAUUCUAAAAUGUGAAGAACAUACUGUGUGCUGUUGUACUGUGAAAAAGUUUUAGGCACAAAAGAUAUUUCACAAAAACCUUUAUAUCUUCAGCUUUAGUGUCUCAAUAGGAAAUAUGAAGUUUAGACUCACAAACAUUAUUUUUGUCAUAGAAGAACAGGGAGCCCUGCAACAGAUGUAAUGACCCCCACAGGGUCCCCCACUGAACAUCAUGUCAGUCUGGGAUUACAUGAAGAGACAGAAGCAACUGAGGCAGCCGAAAUAGAAGAACUUGUAAAUUGUGAAUUCUCCAAGAAGCUUGGAACAUCCUGUCUGCCAACAACCAAGAAAAACUGUGUCCAACUGUGUCUUCAGCUAAAGGCAAAGGUGGCCACACCAAAUAUUGAAUAGAUUUUUUUGUUUACUGUAAAUUAUAUGACGUUAAUUGAUAAAUGAAAGCUGUUUAUGUCAUUCUUUUUGAAGACAUCAUCAUUGCAACAUUUUUCACAAAUGUCUAAAACCUUUGCACAGUAAGGUAUAUAUUUAACUACUGUAUUAACAUGAAGUUUUCUUAAGUUUAAUAAGUUACUUUGAAGACCAAAAAGAGACACUUGUUCCAGCCCACUUAUAAUGUGGCCUCAGCUUAAUUUGACUGUAAGGCAAUACUGCUGGUGUCAAUUUGAGGCAAAAAGAAAAUAUGUGCAUGAAAAGAAUGAAAAUUAAUUAAUGUCAUUAUAUCAAAUGACAAACAUGUUUCUAAAUAUAAUUUGCAUGGGUAGAUUAUUAAGAAUAUCAAACAGUCAACAAAAUAUAGUUGAGGUUUACUGUAGGUACUGUAUCUAAUAAAACAAUCACCAAAAAAUGACCUACCU
Molecule: messenger RNA, 3444 nt
Organism: Xyrauchen texanus (razorback sucker)
Lineage: Eukaryota; Metazoa; Chordata; Actinopteri; Cypriniformes; Catostomidae
Product: E3 ubiquitin-protein ligase DTX3L-like
Exons: 4
Coding region: 221-1519 (432 amino acids)
Biological process (GO): protein ubiquitination; Notch signaling pathway
Source: RefSeq, a predicted model, not a curated record